UUGCGAAUUUGAAAAUUAUUUAGUGAAAAACAAUAAGAAAAUUUACACUCCUUGUGACACCUUCCUCCGAAUUGUCAAAAUUUGACACUACAAUGUCUGGUUUACAAACAAGCAGUUCGGCUGGAGGAUCCCGAUCCUCAGAUGUUGAAACCAAAUGUUGUGUGAUACACCACCGAUGGGUAUUUUGCACUCUCGCCUUUUUGGCAAUUUUCAUCUCCUCAAUCAUGUUCUCCCUCCCUUCUCUCCUACACGAGACCAAAACAAUUUCAUUAAAAAAAAUGAACGGAUCUGACUUUUGCUCCCUAAACCAUAAUUUUACUGUAAAAGUUUCGGUUCCAAAAGACCCCAAUUUGGCCACUAAGUACAUCACAUUAUUUGCAAUUCAUUGGGGGUACUUGUUGAGCUCCUUUGCGGGAGGGAUUUUCUCUGACCAAUUGGGGGGGAAGUACAUAGUAACUUUAAGCUUGCUUUUUGCUUCGUUUUGGUGUCUAGUGACUCCUGCAAUUGCUUUUUUGAGUAAAAACAGACCUGGAUGGAUGGCUGGAACGCAGUUUUUGAGGGGGUUUUUUAGAGGAAGUGUUCCUCCAGCAACCAUGUCGCUGCUUGCUCGAUGGGUUACUGAUACAGAAAGGACAACAAUGAGUUGCCUAGUCUAUGGUGGUUACCUCCUAGCCCAAGAAAUAUCCUCUGAAAUGAAAGAAAAACUAACGCAAGAAAUGUCCUAUUUCGUGUUUGGUUCAAUAGGGGUUGGUUUUUGCUUCUUGUGGCACUUGUUUUUGUACCCAAGUCCUGAAGACCACCCUGGUAUUACGCCCAAUGAACUGAAAUUUUUGGACGAAAAUACUGAAGAUAGGCCGGUCAAAGGGCGGAAAAAAACCCCAUGGACCCGAAUCCUCACCUCUCGUCCUUUCUGGGCCCUUGUGUUUCUUCAAAUUGGGUUAUCGUGGAACUGGGUUGUUUAUUUGCACGCCUAUAAUGUCUAUAUGCCCGGAGUUUUGAAAUUCGAAGAUUACCACCACACAAUUUGGAGAACCCCUUUUUACCUAUUCUUCGGUUUGGCUCUUGUUUUUGGUUUUGUUUUCGACUGGUUUAUCAAAGGGAAGCAUUUAAGUGUGACCAAUGCGCGAAAAAUCGCCAGUCUUAUUGGAAAUAUUGGAUCUGCUUGCAGUUUCAUGUUUGUGAUUUUUCGCGGUUGUGACAGCAAUGCCGUUAUGAUUCAUUUUACAGUCGGGUUGUGUUUCGAAGCGUUUUUUUAUUCGUCGUGUCGAGUGAAUCAUUUGGAUUUGACUUCGAUUUUUGCUGGGACGUUGAUGGGAAUCACGCAAAGUGUUGAUAGAAUUUUAGAACAUGUUUCUGAUUCGCAGCUUCCGUUAAGGUUAACGGCAGAAAGCAGUUUGACCCAGUGGGCCGCGUUGUUUUGGUUCACUUUUGGAUUGAAUCUUCUUUCGACGUGCGUUUUUUUGGUUUUUGGAAGUGGGAUAAGACAAGAAUGGGAUUCUAUUUAAUAAACGAUAAAAAUCUAAACGCAAA
Tribolium madens (black flour beetle) is the source of this 1530-nucleotide messenger RNA. RefSeq names its product putative inorganic phosphate cotransporter. The transcript has 4 exons. Bases 93 to 1505 code for a protein of 470 amino acids. Lineage: Eukaryota; Metazoa; Arthropoda; Insecta; Coleoptera; Tenebrionidae. Gene Ontology annotation, molecular function: transmembrane transporter activity. Gene Ontology annotation, biological process: monoatomic anion transport; transmembrane transport. The record is from RefSeq and is a predicted model, not a curated record.